GACUUUGACUAAAAUAGCUACAAACAAUCAGACUUCCUCCAAUUUACAGUGUUGUUUGUUUGUUAAUUGAUCACAUCCACUUCUCCCGGAUUCCUUCUCAAAUUAACCACAUUAAUACACAAUUGUACCUACAAUUGUACCUACCAUUGACAUAAGUUAUUCAAUCCAUUCAAUUCAAUUCCAUCCUCCAACCACAAAAAUGGACAUGACACACGGCGGAAUGGACACUCCAACAGGAAGCACAGAGAUGGGACACGGCGGCUCAGGUUUAAUGGGAAUGGACACCAUGGCCAUGACAUUCUUCACCUCCACCACCACACCCCUCUACUCGCUGUCCUGGUAUCCAGAUUCCGCAGGAAAAUACGCGGGGACCUGCAUCUUCCUCAUCACCUUCGCGACCAUUUUCCGCGCCUUAUUGGCUGUGCGGUUAAAUUUCGUCGAGGUGCUUGCUAUCAUUAAAUUUGGGCGGAAGGAGGGUGUCAUCUAUCCGGAUGACCAUCAGAGGAUCCGUCCUUGGAGGGCGAAUGAGGCGGUCACUUUGGCGGCGAUGGAUGUUGUUCUUGCUGGGACAAGUUAUCUUUUGUGAGUAUGGGGAUUUUUGCGUCUUGAAAAGGUGCUGAUUUUAUGAUAGGAUGAUAGCGGUCAUGACUAUGAAUGUGGGAUAUUUCAUCUCCGUUCUCGCUGGUGUUUUCUUGGGUAGUGUGAUUUUUACUCGUUUCAUGGCUUAUUCGGCGGCUCAUUGAACGCUCUUUCCAUUUGUUCACGAUAAUUUGAGGGCAACUUUUCGCCUUUCACGGCUUGGGGGAUUUAAUGGGGUUAUGGCAAAUCGGACUUGCACCAUUCGCCAGUUCAAUGGAAAUGCCUGGGGCAUGUUCAGGAAUUUUGGGAGUUCGUGAACCCGGGCGAUUGAUACAGUGGGGUACAUUUUACGAACCUGAUGAGUCCAAAUUGAAGAUGGAGGAAAGAGGUAGUUCACGCAAAUUCUUCAAAAGGUUAUUAAUGCCCCGAGAUACUCAAGUAUCUCCGCGUUUCUCAGUCCCACUAAUCAAGCUUCCGGGGCUUUACAUAAGAUUCUGUAUUCUACUUGA
This is a messenger RNA of Hymenoscyphus albidus, 1088 nucleotides long. Lineage: Eukaryota; Fungi; Ascomycota; Leotiomycetes; Helotiales; Helotiaceae. The record is from the annotation of a GenBank genome assembly.